Molecule: messenger RNA, 1638 nt
Organism: Yamadazyma jaroonii
Lineage: Eukaryota; Fungi; Ascomycota; Pichiomycetes; Serinales; Debaryomycetaceae
Source: the annotation of a GenBank genome assembly
AUGAAUCAGUAUAAUAAUAAUGAAAUUUUUAAUCCCAUGUAUAAGGAUGACGAAGUUGACAACAAAUCUUUUAAGAAUUUACCAAUGGAUAUUAAAAAUCAAAUCAACGAAAAAAUAGAUGAAAACUUAUCAAAUCACCAUCCAAGUGUAUCAGGUAGUUCAUCAAACAAUUCAUCAAAUGUACCAUCCACCGUAGCAACAAAUUUACAUUCAAAUAAAUUGAAUAUCGAUAGCAAAAGAAAGAAAAUAAAUUUCAAGAAACAAAGAUCAAGAUCUUUACCAAUCAUAAAUUUCAAAACCAAUGAAAAGAAAUUAAUCAUACCUUUAAUACCACCUAUUAACAUUAAUUCAUUAAAAGAGAUUGACCUCAAUGAAAUUUUAAAGAAUCCUCAAUUAAGACAUGAUAUCUUAUUCGAUCCACAAUUACAAUUUAGACCUAAUUUAGAUGGUGAAAGAGGAAAAAGAAAAAGAUCAAUCAUUGAUAAGUACUGGAAUGAAAUCUAUCAUGAAUGUUUGCAAUUUUUCCCAGAAAAUACCGUUAGUAAACCUAAAUUAAUUAGAUUACCAAACUUGUUCAGAACUUUAAAGGAAAUCUUGUUAACUAUUUUACCAAAUAAUAAUGAUAAAAAUUUGAUCAAUGAAAUCUUAGAUAUUGAUUUCAUUAUUCAACAAUUAAAUUUCAAGAAUUUUAACUUUUUAAGGUUAUCCAACAUUUUAUUCCAAAUUUUUAAAACUCAUUGUGCACCUAUAAGAGAUGAUUUAGUUAAUUCCAUGAAUAAAACUUUCAUCGAUUCAAGCAAUUUAGGUGAUUGUCAAAUGUUAAUUCAAGGUUUGAAAAAAAUCUUCCAAAUCUUAGAAUGUAUGAAAUUAGACAUUGCUAAUCAUCAAAUAAGAUUAUUAAGACCUGUUUUGAUUGAAACUGCUAUUGAUUUCGAAAAAGAUUAUUACAAUCAGUUAAUCAAUUUAAAAAAAUUCAACAUCAACGAUUCAAUCAACUGGUUUAAUUUAAUCUACAAAAAAUAUGAAGAUACUUUAAAUUUCGAAAAAAUCAAUAAUGAUAAUUUGAAAAUCGUAUUAGCUCACGGAAUCUGUGAAUUAUUAUCAUGUCAAAAAAUGAUUACUUCAUUCCCUCCUUCAUUAACUUUUGAUCAUACCAGAUUAAUUUUAUUGAGAGCUGAUAUUAGACAAAUUAUUGUUUUGAAAUUAUGUAUUAUUUUAUUCCAAAAUUUGGUUAAAUCAAACAAUUUGAAUACCAAUUUGUUAUCUCAAGCUAAUUUAGAAGUCAUUAAACAAGAAAUUUUAUCCAUUGUAACUGAUAAUAAUGGUAAUGUUAAAUGGACCAAAAAUAUGAAUAAUAUUUCUUUACAAUUAGUUAAAAACUUGAAUUUGGAACCUAAUAGUACAAUUGAUACUAAUAAAUUAUUAGAAUUUUCAAAUAAUUGGUUAAAUGGUCAAAUCUCACCAAGUUCAAAGGUUUAUGAAUUAAUGGAAAAUCAAUUUUUCAAGAAAUUACUUAUUGAUUUAAUUCCUUCAUUGAAUAGUGGUAAAAAGGAUGGAAUCUUGGGUAGAUUAAUUACUUUAGUUAAUUUCAAUUGGGAUGUUUUCGGUGACUACUACAGUAAAAUCUUGGAAAAUUGA